This is a messenger RNA of Leptinotarsa decemlineata (Colorado potato beetle), 717 nucleotides long. RefSeq lists its product as uncharacterized. NCBI's taxonomy places the organism in Eukaryota, Metazoa, Arthropoda, Insecta, Coleoptera, Chrysomelidae. The record is from RefSeq and is a predicted model, not a curated record.
AUGCUCAACCUUCUCCUUCGAAAUCAAUUUCAAGUCCUGUUGGCUCCCAUACAGCAGAAUUUAAACUUUCACUACGAAAUUCAUCACAUUUAUGUAUUUUUUACAGAUAGAGAACUAGAAAUUCCCGUUGUCAACAACGAAGAAGUUAUUCACUUAGUAUGUAAGGUGCUAAUCAAAUCGCAAAUGCUGCAUUUCUCCAGCAAUCUCUUCUAUAUAAAAUUAUUUGGAGAGCAAAUUUUGAAGUGUGAUCAGAAUAUGAGGUCUAUUCUGAACAAUUUCGAAGUAGCUAUGAAUCACAUUAUGACUUUAGAUGAAAGCACCAUGAAGUCUGGUGAAUUGGAAGAUGGUAUUACUGCUUGUGAAAUGAUGAAACUUCUAUCUGAAGAAGAAAGAUCUGUCGUCAGAUAUAGUUGCAACCUUGAAUUUGAAAAAAGAAAGAGACUUGUUUCUUUGGUAAUGACAUCCACUGCAGAAAAAAAUUUAGUACUUUCAGAUCAAUCGAAAGUAUUUAUUUGACGCAAUUAAUUAUGAAUAUAUCUGCAUAUAAUCAGUCAAAAGGAUCACAGUCUACAUUUUUGAUAUAGAGGAUGAAAUAGAGUGUUUGAAUUGCGAGUAGUGAGCAUCAUUAGAUUCAAUGAAAUUUGUUGAAUAUGAAAUAGAUGUGUUUAGCCAUCAACUGUAUACAAGAUGGUUUUGAAUAUACCUUUUCGUUCUGAA